Onychostoma macrolepis is the source of this 6019-nucleotide messenger RNA. Its product is annotated as proline-rich protein 36-like. Bases 2739 to 3893 code for a protein of 384 amino acids. The transcript has 2 exons. Lineage: Eukaryota; Metazoa; Chordata; Actinopteri; Cypriniformes; Cyprinidae. The record is from RefSeq and is a predicted model, not a curated record.
UACUGCACCAAGAUAUAUUGCACCAGUUGUAUCAGACUGGGUGAGUGGUCAGGAGACCUGCCUCCCCUAGAGACUGGGGUCCCCUAAGUAGGCAGUUCCCCGGAGUUUGGGGUCCCUUAAGUACGAUAUACCCUUAUAGUAACGAAGUUGAAGCUGCCUCACCCAGACAGUGGGGUUCUCUAAGCAGAAAGCUCCUUUGUAAUGCUCAGGUUAAAACAGCCACCCCCUAUCGGGGUCCCCUAAGUAGGAAGCUCCCUGAAAGCAAUGUUGUCGAAACUUCCUCCCCCAAACAUUUUGGUGUAGAGCCAGGGGUCUUCAACGUUUUUCAGGGUAAGGACCCCGUAGAUGACAGAGACAUGGAGCAGGGACCCCCGAUACAAAAUGUGUCAAGCAGAGCUACAUAUUAAGCAUACAGCCUUCGAUAUUAAUAGAAAUCAUUAAGAAUAUUUUAUUGUUAAAAUUGAUAUUUAUGCAUCAUAAAAAACAACAUGUGGAGAUAAAUAUCACAAUUCAUUAGUUGUUUACAGUUAUUUUAUAUUAUUUUAAUGGAUUUGAUAAUGGAGUGAUACAUUUUAAUUUUACUAGAUGGACAUUUGCAUUCACCAGAACAGAAAGUAUAUUAAAAAUUCACAUUUUAAUUUUACUGUGAGAUAGAAAAAUAAAUAUUUAUUUGGAUAGUUUCAAGUUUACUAAAAAUUAACAUUUUAAUUUUACUGUGAGAUGGACAAUUAAGAAUCAAAUCACUGAGUAUCUGAAAUUAAUGAGGGUUUUCUAAUAAAGUGCAGAUGUAAUGUGUAAGCAAGGGCUCCAUAACAAGAAUAGCAAUGCACAGUGAGACAUUUAAGAUUAUUAUUAUUAUAGGCAUUACUUUUACAAAUAAUUGGAAUGGAAUUUAAAACAUAUAUUUAUACAAAUAUUUUUCUAGUGGGCUAAACUAUUAGUCUGAAUUUUCACUGCGCGUAUCAAUUUUGACAAGCCAUAUUUUUGUCCCGUGCUAGAAUCACCAUGUCAAUCUCAGCUUCAGAGUGAAUCACGCAUUUAUAUGAAGAUGUCACUUCCAAAACUCUGCAGCAUGUAAUUGGCUGUCUGUCCCCUUAGCACCAUGAAAAAUAAUGCUUUUAUUAUUAUAGCUAUAGCUAGAAUAUAGGUGUCACGAAUCUGGUCUGCACUUCCGUCCAUUCACCACCAGAGGUCACUCGCUCACCACAUGGACUUUCACACCACACACCUGAUCCCACGCACAUACUGAUCACACACGCUUUAUAAGCCUUGGACUUUCUCUGCCUCUCUGCCGAGUAUUGUAUGCGUUUACCGCUCCCAUAGCUGUAGCUACUCUACAGAGCCCCUGUUGUUUUCCUAGUUUUCCCCUGCCUGUUUGGUUUGUGUUUUCCCGUGUUUGUUCUAGCCCGUGUUUCCCUGGAUUAACCCUUGCCUUGCUGUUUGGACUCUGAUUGCACCCCAUUGGAUUCUAGCCCGUGUUCCCUGGAUUAUCUCUCUCCCUUGCCCACUGGAUACUGUUGCCGAUCGUCGACCUUUGCUUGCCCUAGGAUUACUCUUUGUCUUGUCUCUGCCAUACCUGUUUGCCAUUGUUUCGACCCUGCCUGUACGACCACGUCUCUGCCUAAUAAAAACUUGCACAUGGAUCCGCAUGUCUCACGUCUCGUCAGCCCCGCUACAGAAUACUCGGCCUCACAAGGAUCCAGCAACUUCUCAGACGGACAUUGGUCAGGUAUGGACACAAAUAGACAAUUGUUUGCCCUUAAACAAGGCCCAUGUUCAUUGGAGACCCAUAUUAGGGAAUUUUUAGUUUUCGUUCAUUAUUCCGAUUUACCAGACAUAGUCUUAAUUGAGAUUUUUUGUGAUGGCAUUAAUCUGCCUCUGCGAUCUCAGCUCAGACGCGAGGGCCCGCGUUCAUCACUGAGUUGUUUCUUGGAUUAUGCUCUGUGGUCUGUUGGUUCAGCUUCCACUGUGGGUGUCGCGGAGGAACGCGACACCGCAUUCUCUCGUUGGAUAGCAGCCACACUGGAGCAGACACACAAAGUGGCAGCUACACUAGAGCACGAGCACAAAAUGGUGGCCACAACAACACCCCGUCAUGUCAUUGCUGCCAUUCAUGAGCCAAGUCAAGUCAAAGUGAUGUCAGGUAAUCAAAUCAAGUCACAGUUGGUCGUCAUCAAUCGAGUCAUGUCUCAGCUGCUCGUCCAGAGUCACAGCAGCACGUCUCAGCUGUUCACGUCACGGCUGCUCGUCCAGAGUCACAGCAGCACGUCACAGCUGCUCGUCCAGAGUCACAGCAGCACAUCACAGCUGCUCGUCCAGAGUCAAAGCAUGUCUCAGCUGUUCACGUCACGGCUGCUCGUCCAGAGUCACAGCAGCACGUCACAGCUGCUCGUCCAGAGUCACAGCAGCACGUCACAGCUGCUCGUCCAGAGUCACAGCCGCACGUCACAGCUGCUCGUCCAGAGUCAAAGCACGUCUCAGCUGUUCACGUCACGGCUGCUCGUCCAGAGUCGCAGCAGCCCAUCACGGCUGCUCGUCCAGAGUCGCAGCAGCCCAUCACGGCUGCUCGUCCAGAGUCGCAGCAGCCCGUCACGGCUGACCUUCCAGAGUCGCAGCAGCCCGUCACGGCUGACCUUCCAGAGUCGCAGCAGCCCGUCACGGCUGACCUUCCAGAGUCACGUCACGUCCGGGCUGACACACCCAGAUCAUCAAGGUCAGUCUUCCACUAUCCCAAUUUGAUGUCUAGUUUGAGGGAUGUACCGCUGGUGUCUGCACGCACGGCUGGUAUCCCCAAACCAACUCUCACUAACCCUCCUGUUCUUAUGCAUAUUCCCCUGUCCGAGGUACUUCCCCUGAUGGGAAUCGCUUUAUGUUGCGUUUGGGCUGCGUACACCACCGCAGAACUGCCCGAGGUGGCGGCACACGCUGCAGAACCUUCCGAAGCGGCCGGGCUCGCCUCAGCCUCUUGUAUGGUGGUGGCGCCCUGCAAUGUUCUCUCGGUCUGUCGAGUUGCGGUCGAGGAGACUGUUACCGCUGUAGAACCUCCAGAGGUGUCAGUGGUAUCCACUCACCAACUCUCGUCUUGCCCUGCCACGGCCACAGAGGCCGUCCUUGAUUCCUCGUCCUGUCCUGUUUCGGCCAAGGAGGCCGUCCCUGAACUCUCGUCCUGCCCUGUCAUGGCUGUGGAGGCCAUCUGUGAAUCCUCUGCCUGUCCUGUCGCAGCCAGAAGGGCUGUCAAUGAACUCUCGUUCUGUCCUGUCACGGCUAUGGAGGCCGUCAAUGAACUCUUGUCCUGUCCUGUCGCAGCCAGAAGGGCUGUCCCUGAACUCUCGUUCUGUCCUGUCACGGCUAUGGAGGCCGUCAGUGAACUCCCGUUCUAUCCUGUCACUGCUAUGGAGACUAAUUAUAAACUUCCUAUGUUCCCUACCUCAGUCCUUGUGUCUGUGCAUGUUCUGUCUCCUCCUUGUGUCUCCAUUCUCCCUAGUUCCCAGGCUCUGCUGUGGGUUCCUGAUCCGUCGUGGUGGUCUUCAGGUCCGUCUGCUCCGCUCUGGUCUUCUGCUCCACCUGUUCCACCCACUCCGCUGUGGUGGUCCACUAUCUGGCUCUGGUGGUCUUCUGCGCCACCCUGGUGGGUUCGUGCUCUAUCUGCGCCGCCGUGGUGGUCUGCUGUCGGGCUCUGGUGGUCUUCUGCACCGCCGUGGAGAUCUUUGGGUCCACCCUGGUGGGCUCAAGUCCCGCCUGCUCCGCCCUGGUGGGCUCCAGUCCCGCCUGCUCCGCCCUGGCUUCCUGCUCUGCCGGCUCUACCUCGGUCCCAGAUCACUCCGCUUCCACAAGGACCUGGCCCUCCAUCCCUCCCCCUGUUCCGCCUCCGCUCCACCUCCCUCCUGGAUUAAAGACUGUGUGGAGCGUCUGGAAGCCGCUCUUAGGGGGGGGGGCUCUGUCACGAAUCUGGUCUGCACUUCCGUCCAUUCACCACCAGAGGUCACUCGCUCACCACAUGGACUUUCACACCACACACCACAUGGACUCCAUUUCCCAUCAUCCAACACUGAUCACAGCUGUCACCAAUCACUCAUUGCACUAAUCACACGCACACCUGAUCCAACGCACAUACUGAUCACACACGCUUUAUAAGCCUUGGACUUUCUCUGCCUCUCUGCCGAGUAUUGUAUGCGUUUACCGCUCCCAUAGCUGUAGCUACUCUACAGAGCCCCUGUUGUUUUCCUAGUUUUCCCCUGCCUGUUUGGUUUGUGUUUUCCCUUGUUUGUUCUAGCCCGUGUUUCCCUGGAUUAACCCUUGCCUUGCCGUUUGGACUCUGAUUGCACCCCAUUGGAUUCUAGCCCGUGUUCCCUGGAUUAUCUCUCUGCCUUGCCCACUGGAUACUGUUGCCGAUCGUCGACCUUUGCUUGCCCUAGGAUUACUCUGUCUUGUCUCUGCCAUACCUGUUUGCCAUUGUUUCGACCCUGCCUGUACGACCACGUCUCUGCCUAAUAAAAACUUGCACAUGGAUCCGCAUGUCUCACGCCUCGUCAGCCCCGCUACAGAAGGUUAAUAAUAUAUAUAUAUAUAUAUAUACAGAUGCAUCUCAAUAAAUUAGAAUGUCGUGAAAAAGUUCAUUUUUUUCUUGUAAGUUAUUUCAAAAAGUGAAACUUUCAUAUAUUUUAGAUUCAUUGCAUGUAAAGUAAAACAUUUCAAAAGUUUUUUUGUUUUAAUUUGGAUGAUUAGAGCUUACAGCUCAUGAAAGUCAAAAACCAGUAUCUCAAAAUAUUAGAAUAUUUACAUUUGAGUUUCAAUUAAUGACCAUCGCUACAGUAUAAAUUCAGUAUAAAGGAGAAGACUGCUGACUUGGCAAUGAUCCAGAAGAUGAACAUUGACGCCCUCCACAAAGAGGGUAAGUCACAGAGGGUCAUUACUGAAAGGUGUGGCUGUUUCAAAGUGCUGUUUCAAAGCAUAUUAAAUGUAAAGUUGACUGGAAGGAAGAAUUUGAGUAGGAAAAGGUGCACAAGCAACAGGGAUGACUGCAAGCUUGAGAAUACUGUCAAGCAAAGCUGAUUCAGACACUUGGGAGAGCUUCACAAGGAGUGGACUGAAGCUGGAGUCAGUGCAUCAAGAGUCACCACGCUCAGACAUCUUCAGGAAAAGGGCUACCAAGCCGCUUCUGAAACAGAAACAACAUCAGAAGCAUCUUACCUGGGCUGUGGAGAAAAAGAACUGGACUGCUCAGUGGUCCAAAGUCCUCUUUUCAGAUGAAAGUAAAUUUUGCAUUUAAUUUGGAAAUCAAGGUCCCAGAGUAUGGAGGAAGAGUGGAGAGGCACAAAAUCCAUGUUGCUUGAAGUCCAGUGUGAAGUUUCUGUGAUGAUUUGGGCUGCCAUGUCAUCUGCUGGUGUUGGUCCACUGUGUUUUCUGAAGUCCACAGUCAACGCAGCCAUCUACCAGGAAAUUUUAGAGCACUGAUUUCAUUUUCCAGCAGAACUUGGCACCUUCCCACACUGCCAAAGGUACCAAAAGCUGGUUCAAUGACCAUGGUGUUACUGUGCUUGAUUGGCCAGCAAACUCGCCUGACCUGAACCCCAUAGAGAAUCUAUGGGGUAUUGUCAAGAGGAAGAUGAGAGACACCAGACCCAACAAUGCAGAUGAGCUGAAGGCCACUGUCAAAGAAACCUGGGCUUCCAUAUUACCAGCAGUUCCACAAACUGAUCACCUCCUUGCCACGCCGAAUUGAGGCAGUAAUUAAAGCAAAAGGAGCCCCUACCAAGUAUUGAGUACAUAUACAGUAAAUGAACAUACUUUCCAGAAGGCCAACAAUUCACUAAAAAUUUUAUUUUAUUGGUCUUAUGAAGUAUUCUAAUUUGUUGAGAUAGUGAAUUGGUGGGUUUUGUUAAAUGUGAGCCAAAAUCAUCAUAAUUAAAAUAACCAAAGACUUAAACUACUUCAGUCUGUGUGCAUUGAAUUUAUUUAAUACACGAGUUUCACAAUUUGAGUUGAAUUACUGAAAUAAAUGAACUUUUCCACGACAUUC